Molecule: messenger RNA, 450 nt
Organism: Tetranychus urticae (two-spotted spider mite)
Lineage: Eukaryota; Metazoa; Arthropoda; Arachnida; Trombidiformes; Tetranychidae
Product: protein CTLA-2-beta
Source: RefSeq, a predicted model, not a curated record
UUAAAGCAAAUCCACCCAAAUUCAUCCAAUUUUUUUAGCCUUUUCUUUCCAAUAAUAAACUUUGACAGUUUUUAGCUUAAAAUAUGCAAGAAGGUGCCCAAUCAGCUCAGGCCAAUACUAAAAGCACUCCUGAGGAUCAAGAAUGGGAACAAUUCAAGGCCAAGUAUAAUAAAUCUUAUGCGUCAAAAGAAGAGGAAAAUUAUCGAAGAUCAAUUUUUGAAAAAACAGCGAAAGACAUUAAGGCUCAUAAUGAAGCGUUUGAAAGAGGUGAAAACACUUGGACCCAAGGAAUCUACGAGUGGGCGGAUUUGACGUCCGAGGAGUUCAAAGCAACUCGUUGUGGCCUUCGAAGCUCUCCAAAAAAAUAACAAUAUUAGUUUCCAUUCUGAAACAAUUUCGACCUCAAGCCAUUCUGUAUAAAAUUAAAAUAAAAUAUGUUAUUACAAGCUA